This is a messenger RNA of Morone saxatilis (striped sea-bass), 1905 nucleotides long. Its product is annotated as zinc finger protein 385D-like. Gene Ontology annotation, cellular component: nucleus. Gene Ontology annotation, molecular function: zinc ion binding; nucleic acid binding. The record is from RefSeq and is a predicted model, not a curated record. Lineage: Eukaryota; Metazoa; Chordata; Actinopteri; Moronidae. The coding region runs from base 121 to 1296 and encodes 391 amino acids. The transcript has 8 exons.
CGCCGCAGGAGAGAGAUAGAGAGGAGAGACAGACUGUGGAGGAGAAGACGCAAAGCCUCAUCUCUGCCUGGAGAUGAAAGAGACUUUUAACUGAACAAUCGGAUUUCACUUGGUGCCACCAUGUAUUUCGGUAAUGUCUGUCACAGUGUUCUGCCGCCGCUGGCUCGUCCCAUGCUGGGCAGGACGCAGCCCUCCCCGGACGCAAAGCCCCUCCUCCCCUUCCACCUGCUGCCUGGAUUCACUGACAUGGAUCACGUCCAUAAAGCUCUGAUUGGCCCAAGCUUCGGGCUAAUCUCGCCGCUGAAGAGAAAGGCCAGCUCCUGCGGAGUCUGUCGACUGCGGUUCAACUCUGAGGCGCAGGCUUCUUCCCAUUAUAGCGGCACCAAACACGCGAAAAGGCUGAAAGCUCUGGACGCCCCAGAUUCAAAGAUCAGGACCUCCGAACUGGUCUCCAAGGAAACAACAUCGCAAAUCCUCUUGUCACCCUGCUCACAGCCCUCCAGCUAUGACACAACAUCAGGAGAACCCUCGGCCCCAAACCCUACCUCAGAGGCGGCACCAUCGAGCAGCGGUCCCUCUGAAACUGUGAAAGCACCCUCCGACGCCUCCCUCUCACCCAGCCCGAGGACACCAGAGAAAGAGACACCAAGAGACGGAGAGUUGGAUGUGGCUCCAGACGGCGAAACAGAGGAAGAGAAAGCAAUACGUCUUCUCUACUGCUCCCUUUGCAAGGUGGCCGUGAACUCUGCCUCCCAGCUGCAGGCCCACAACAGUGGCACCAAGCACAAGACGAUGCUGGAGGCGAGAAGCGGUGAUGGAGCCAUCAAGUCUUUCCCGAGGACGGGGGUCAAGGCCAAGUUGGUAGCGCCGUCGGAGCUGUCAACUGGGCUCCAGAACAAAACUUUCCAUUGUGAGAUCUGCGAUGUGCAUGUGAACUCAGAGACUCAACUCAAACAGCACAUCAGCAGUCGGAGACACAAGGAUAGAGCAGCAGGUAAACCAGCCAAGCCAAAGUUCAGCCCCUACACUCCCACCCAGCGUCACCAGAGUUUCCAGGCAAUUCGUCUGGCUCUACAGAAGAACCAAGACCUCACCAAACCUCUGGCCUCGUGUCUCCUGCAGCGUCAACUCUCCGUUGCAGCUGCCAUGGCAACACUGCCCUCCUUCUCUCUCCGCCCUGCCUCAAACUCCAGCCCCGCCCUGUUUCCGAGUCAGCCCCUUCCCCAGGCGCUGCUGCAACCGGCCCCUGGACCCAUCUGUUCGGCACACACACCGGUUCUGUUCUCCCCCUACUGACCCCGCCGAGGUCUCAAUCAGCUCUGAACUACAGCUAAAAAGCAGACCUGAGACCUGAACAAGACGUGAUAUAAGACAGUGCUCACUAUACUCCACAUAACAACAGAUACCGUUGGUGUCAUGGACCAGGACUGCAGAUUGUUUUCCUGGGACCAAAACCACGAGGCCGGUUGGGAUGCUGGAAGUACAAAGCAGUAACUGAGCGAGUGUUUUCUGAUGUGAGCGUGUGUGUGAGUGUGUGCGCAGAUAUAGCCAUCACAGAGGUACAACUUUUAAUAUGUUUGCUGCACUUCUGCUUCAUUCCUCCAGUAAUAAGUGUUAUAGAUGCUAAUGAUCUAUAUGACAAUAAAGAAAGUCCCUCUUAAAACGGAUAGUUUCAUUCAGUAUAGAUAUAAGGAAGAUGCAUCAUGGUGAACAUCCAUGAUGACUAUAACUGUGUGUUUGGUGUGCAGAUAUGCAUAUAGGUAUGAAUGCCAUACAGAGCAUGCUUGACUGAAGAUGUUUAUUAUUUUCCAAUAAACAAUAGCUGUGGAUACUCAUAUUUGGUUCCUUUGUUACCCUACUGAGUUUGAAUCUACAUAGGAUCAUUGGAGUAAAUGACUCUUAACA